Molecule: messenger RNA, 1221 nt
Organism: Cynoglossus semilaevis (tongue sole)
Lineage: Eukaryota; Metazoa; Chordata; Actinopteri; Pleuronectiformes; Cynoglossidae
Product: transcription factor Sox-19a
Exons: 2
Coding region: 298-1221 (307 amino acids)
Biological process (GO): positive regulation of transcription by RNA polymerase II; negative regulation of transcription by RNA polymerase II; brain development
Cellular component (GO): nucleus
Molecular function (GO): DNA-binding transcription activator activity, RNA polymerase II-specific; RNA polymerase II cis-regulatory region sequence-specific DNA binding
Source: RefSeq, a predicted model, not a curated record
UAGUGUGUGACAAAGUUAAGCUCUCACUUUGGCUGACCUGAGCUCGCUGUGUUGUUUCGCUAACAGAGUGAUGACCGACACUGUACUUGUGCUCAUUUAGACAAAUAAGUCCGUCUCCUGCGCACGCGUGUGUCUAGGCUCUAAUUAACUGAUUUGAAUCACCCGGCGCCUUAGGAUAAACCUGUAAGGGAUAACCCGGCAACAAGUCGCCAGGUGGAAGGCGACACAUUCGGUUGCUGUGGUGUGAGUGAGCAAAUUUUCUCUUAACUUUUUUUAGAAAAAACAAAAACCGACAACAUGUAUAGUAUGAUGGAACACGAGCUGAAGCCCAGCGGCCAGACCGUUGCCCACCAGAUACCCCAGGGUAUGUCGCCGGUCACCGGCAACAUGACCGGUAACAUGGGCUCAAACGGCAACUCUCAUCCGAAUUCGAAGACGGCGUGCGCCCCCGUAGUCGACCCCAUGGACAAAGUAAAGCGGCCCAUGAACGCCUUCAUGGUGUGGUCCAGGGGUCAACGGCGCAAAAUGGCCCAGGAAAACCCCAAAAUGCACAACUCUGAGAUCAGCAAGCGGCUGGGGGCCGAGUGGAAGCUACUUACCGACGCCGAGAAGCGGCCUUUCAUCGACGAAGCCAAACGGCUGCGCGCGGUGCACAUGAAGGAGUACCCCGACUACAAAUACAAGCCCCGGCGCAAGACCAAACCGCUUCUGAAAAAAGAUACACAAAUGGGCAAGUACCCGUUGACGGCGGGAAACCUGCUGGCGGCAGCGGCGGCACAGGGCCAGGUGGCGAACCCUAGAAUGGACAGCUACGGCUGGGGCCACACCGGCAGCUACCCCGGCAUGCAGGGCGAGCCCUUAGGCUACACGCAGCAACUUCACCGGUAUGACCUGUCAGCCCUGCAGUAUCCGCCCGCCAUGACCGCGGCGCAGACGUACGUAAAUGGAGCCAACUCCUACAGUCCAAUGUCCUACAGCAGCAGUCCUCAGCAGCCCAGCCCUGUUACCAUGUCCAUGGUGAAGACGGAGCCUGCAUCCCACCCAUCUCCCACCGGGGCCUCCAACCACCACCGAGGGUCACUGCAAGGCGACCUCAGGGACAUGAUCAGCAUGUACAUCCCUGGACCAGGAGGGGAUGCCGGGGAUCCGAACGCAGCACAGAGGGGCUACGCCAUAACAGCGGGCAUGCUUACACGUAUUGGCGCACAGGAGUCCGAAUGA